Penicillium alfredii is the source of this 666-nucleotide messenger RNA. Its product is annotated as DEAD/DEAH box helicase family protein. The record is from RefSeq and is a predicted model, not a curated record. The transcript is spliced from 2 exons. Gene Ontology annotation, biological process: regulatory ncRNA-mediated heterochromatin formation. Lineage: Eukaryota; Fungi; Ascomycota; Eurotiomycetes; Eurotiales; Aspergillaceae. Bases 1 to 666 code for a protein of 221 amino acids. Gene Ontology annotation, cellular component: nuclear RNA-directed RNA polymerase complex.
AUGGGAAACUGGAGCAGGGAUUCCACCAUCCUGCAAGGUGCCAAAGUCGUCGGAAUGACCACGACGGGUCUGAGCAAGUACCGAGGUCUUGUCGCCAGCCUGAACCCUCAAGUCGUGGUGAUUGAAGAGACGGCUCAAGCCAUCGAAACACCUGUCACCUGUGCUGUGCAUGAGCUGGCAGGCCCGCCGUUCCACCUUGACAUCUCCAUGUUCGAGCGUCUUAUUACGAACAACAUGACAUUUACCAAGCUGCAAGAACAGCGACGAAUGGCGCCCGAGAUUAGAGCACUCCUGACACCCAUUUAUGGAAAUUUGCUUGACCACCGCUCGGUUCACAAGCGGCCUCCAGUUUCUGGAAUGGGAGAUGUUCGACUGUUUUUCAUGACCCACAACUUUCUCGAGGACAAUGAAAACCUCGCCUCCAAGUUUAAUGAGUUCGAAGCAUCCAUGGUGACGGAGUUUUACGCCUAUCUCGUGAUGAACGGCAUCUCGGACCGCAAAAUCACCAUUUUGACAUUCUAUCAAGGUCAAAAAAAGAAGAUUCUCAAGAUGGUCAAGACCCAUCAGCAUUUGACCCGUAGCUUUGUGAACGUGGCCACCGUUGAUUCCUAUCAGGGCGAUGAGAAUGGCAUUAUUCUUCUUUCCCUUGUCCGAAGUCAUGCAUAG